UCGGUCGCUGGCCAUCGGCCGUCGGGCCACAGGCCGCUCUUCUUCUUAACCCGCAUGGUCUCCUUCCUGCACUCCGCUCGGGAGGCCCUCAUGAGUGCGCACCGCGGACGUUGGCGCCUCGCCGCGCGCGUCGUCGUCGAGCGGUGAUUUGUGUCGUCUCGCGUGGCAGCGCCGGCGCGAAGGUGGAUGUCAAGGGCCUGCAGGUGCUCAUCGCGUCCACCGCCAUGCCCGACCUCUUCCUGUUCCUCAGGUCGCUCAUGGGGUCGCCGGGGAGCAACUACCUGGGCAAGAUUUUCUGAAUACUCGACGGCAUCAUCGACCAUUUCCUGGCCGCAGCAGCCUCCUUUUCCACGUUGAGACAUGAAUUGGAUUGGUUGGAUGGAUAAUUAUGUACGUAAGGUUGGAUUGGAUAGGAUUAGAUAUUGAAGACUAACUUCUGGGAUUGGACUGGAUGGUAAUGUGAUUUCAAUUGGAUGUCGUUGGAUAUCAUCAGUUGGAUUUUGGAUGAUGAACCAUUCCCAGGAGUACAUUAAGCAUUAGAUCAAACUUCUAGAAUCAUUACGAAAAUCAAAUAGAACGGGUAGUUCUAUAGAAAAUUCAGAGAAAAUGAGGUGCAAUUGGAAAAAAAUGUAAGGUUGUGUCUAAUUCUAUCAAAUAGUCCAUGCGCUAUUUGUGUUUUAUUUCCAUCAAAAUGAUCAUUCCUAUAGCUCUACUAUUUUUUCUAUGCUAUAAAGCAUGAUAAUCCUAUAUUUGCUAUAUUCUUCGCUAUGGAUAAUGACUUAUUGCAAAGGAUCUUUUUUAUCACUAAUGUGAUCGGUUUCAAUAUAUAAUUGACAGAUGCUGACAGCUAGUUGCCAGUUGCCACUGGUUCUUAAUGCUGAAUUGUUGUACCUACAAAAAUCAGGUAAUAAUCAUUUGUAACACCAUAUGUCGUAAAAUGAUAUCGAUCUAAUUGGUUGUAUUUUGCUGCUCAAUGAACAUGGCAAAGUGUUAAACUUGUGGCCAUCCUUAGGAAAUAGCAAGCCAAAUAACAUAUAUCACUAACAAGUACAAGAAAAAAAAUCGAAGAUACCUAAAAAAGUAUUGGCCAGUUGAUUAGAUCAUACCCCUUGUCCAUCUGAAAGACAAACUCUUUUCAUCCUAUUUGAGUCAAUAAUAUAUGCUACUAGUUUUAGUAGCAAACCUAUGGCUUCACUAAUUAGGCGAAAACUAGAAUGAUCUUUUUCAAACGGCAGCUCAUUGUCAUUCAAUUAUCAUAUUGUCAUGAUGCAAUAUAAUGUUGUCAUCUCAUAAGGCAUCUAAUAACUUAUGACCUAUACGUGUUUGCACGCCAUUAAUACAUUGUCGGUUUCACCGAUUUUAUGGAGGGUUGCUUCUCCAUAGAUGUAUAGUUUUUAUAGUUUUUACUCUUAUCUUCAAGACUUCAAUAAUAGAUAGACGUUGGACCUUAUGUCAUUCAGUAACCGCUUAUUCAUGAGCUUUUGUUGCCUUCUCCUGGUGUAACUGCCCUCCUCCUCUCUUUUUUGACGUGUAUGUGACGCGGCUCUCCCUCCAUCUUCUUUAUAUUUUCGGCGGACCUUGUUAAAACAUUCAAGUUUUUCUCUUUCGUGGACCAAGAUAGUCGUCAAGAGCUGGGAGGAGGAGGACAAGGCUGAGAGCUUUGUUGUGCUGCGAGUCCAAGCUCGACAGGACCACUGCCACUGUGAAGCACAGCGGCAGCGGCGACAAGACGAGGAGGCGGAAGCUGCCAAGCGGGUAGAUCUACGCAAAUGGAGACCAAGGACGUGGCCCCGCUCCCCGCCACCACCGCAGCCGGCGCCGCCGCGCCCGUGCCUGCACCGGCGUCUCAGACGCCGCCGCCUUCUUCUAUGCCGCCGCCGCCGCCGCAGCCGCAGCACCACCAGCCCCCGCCGCCGCCGUUCGCGCAGCAGCAGGCGGCCCCCGCGCCGUCGCCUGGGGCCCCCAUGCCCGGCGGCAUGCGCCUCUCGUUCGACCAGAUGGCGGGGAAGACGGAGCGCCACCAGCACCACGCGGCGCCCAUGCUGUACGCGCCGCCGCCGCCGCAGUCCGCCGCGGGCGCGCCGGGGGGCAAUGUGCUGGGCAUGGGCGAGCUGAUGCGCAAGAAGCGCGGGCGGCCGCGCAAGUACGCUCCCGACGGCAGCAUGGCCCUGGCACUGGCCCCCAUCUCCUCCGCCUCCGCCGGCGGCGGCGCGGCCCCUGGCCAGCAGCAGCACGGCGGGUUCUCCAUCAGCAGUCCCCCGUCCGACCCCAACGCCAAGCGCCGUGGCAGGCCCCCGGGCUCCGGCAAGAAGAAGCAGUUCGAAGCCCUGGGUUCUUGGGGCAUCGCCUUCACCCCUCACAUCCUCACCGUCAAGGCCGGCGAGGAUGUUGCAUCCAAAAUAAUGACGUUCUCACAGCAAGGCCCUCGCACAGUCUGCAUCCUUUCUGCUAAUGGUGCAAUUAGCAAUGUAACUCUUCGGCAGCCUGCUACAUCUGGUGGAUUAGUUACUUAUGAGGGCCGCUUUGAGAUCAUCUCACUAUCUGGUUCUUUCCUGCUCGCGGAGGAUGGUGACACUCGCAGCAGGACUGGUGGUUUAAGUGUCGCACUUGCAGGAUCUGAUGGACGAGUGCUUGGAGGAUGUGUUGCUGGAAUGCUCAUGGCAGCAACUCCUGUUCAGGUUGUGGUGGCCAGUUUCAUCGCAGAGGGCAAGAAAUCAAAGCCAGCCGAGGCACGGAAGGUCGAACCAAUGUCUGCUCCUCCACCACAGAUGCCUACCUUCGUGCCACCUCCUGUGGCCACCAGCCCUCCAUCUGAGGGCACAUCCAGUGCAUCAUCUGAUGACUCUGGCAGCCCGAUUAACCACAGCACCAUGCCCUUCAACCACUCCGGCCAGCACCAGCAUCAGCACCCUCACCAGCACCAGCACAUGCCGCCUGCCUAUGCUUCUGGUGGCUGGUCCCUCUCCGCGCACCAGCAGAACAGGCAUGACUCUGACAUGAAGAUGAUGUCGAACUAACACUGCUCAACCUUAAGUGCUCCAUUUCUUGGUUGGGCUGGAGAGGAAGCUGCUGAUGGUUGAUUGGUACUGCUGCUAUGGAUGAUCCUUUCGCGUCGUCUGCUCUGAUCGGUGGUGACGGUGUAUCUGCUAUAGCUAAGCUAGCUAGGAGAGUAGGGUUCAUGGUCUCACCUGCUGUUGUUUCCCCGAGUAAGAUUAAUUUAAUUCGAAUUAGCCGCCCGUUGUAAUGCUGUAGCUUUGUCCUAAAAGUCUGUCAGUCAGCCCCUAACGCGAGUUGUGAUGGAUGCCUGAUGAGAUAUUCACCUCCUAGGCUAGUUAAAAUACCAUUCUCUAGUGUUAUGGAUCAUGGAUUUACUUGGAUGCUCUGUUUAAUUCAGGAUGGUAUCCUGUUUUGUUUUCUUCCCUUA
Panicum virgatum (switchgrass) is the source of this 3424-nucleotide messenger RNA. Its product is annotated as AT-hook motif nuclear-localized protein 10-like. Gene Ontology annotation, molecular function: minor groove of adenine-thymine-rich DNA binding. Bases 1770 to 3017 code for a protein of 415 amino acids. The record is from RefSeq and is a predicted model, not a curated record. NCBI's taxonomy places the organism in Eukaryota, Viridiplantae, Streptophyta, Magnoliopsida, Poales, Poaceae. The transcript has 7 exons.